Erigeron canadensis is the source of this 2572-nucleotide messenger RNA. RefSeq names its product phosphatidylinositol 4-kinase gamma 7-like. The transcript is spliced from 2 exons. The record is from RefSeq and is a predicted model, not a curated record. The coding region runs from base 336 to 2267 and encodes 643 amino acids. Lineage: Eukaryota; Viridiplantae; Streptophyta; Magnoliopsida; Asterales; Asteraceae.
AACAACAAGUUUUUUCUUUUCUUUUCUAGAGCGAGAAAACAAAAAAAAAAACAAACCAACCAGGGAAGAAGACACAACAAUAAAAGUGUUUUUGUCUUUCUCAUCUCUCUAUAUAAUUCUCAUAUCAUGAAUUCGGGUCUCUGAUUGUUAUUCGGGUCGUUUUUCUUUCUAUCCGGAUCCAUUCAUUUCGAUUAGGCAGAACAGGCUGAUAUAAAUCAGUAAGAUGGCUCUGUCUAUGCAGUGAGUGACUUGUUUUGGUGUUGGAUGAUUCUUUGUGUGUCAUAGCGUUGAUUUGCGGCUUGUUUCUGCAAGUUUACGUUGAUUUUCUGCGAUUUAUGUCUGCUAACCGGGACAGUCCAGUUCAAACCCAAAUGGCUGUAGCAGCUUUUAGAACUCCGUUAGGUAGGGAGUACCACGGAGAUGGUAGGAUUGAAGGGGCGAAAACCACUGGCAGGAGACGGGUUUUUGUUCAAACUGAAUCGGGUUGUGUUUUAGGAAUGGAGCUAGAUCGAAGCGAUAAUGCUCAUAUGGUUAAACGAAGGUUACAGAUUGCUUUGAAUGUUCCGUUUACUGAGAGUUCUUUGACUUUUGGAGAUAUGGUUUUGAAUAACGAUCUUAGCGCCAUUCGUAACGAUUCUCCCCUUCUUUUCACAAGAAAUGGCCUGCAUCGUAGCUCUUCAACUCCUUGCUUAUCUCCCAAUGGUGGUAUACAACAGAAGGAUCAAAGUGGGCCUGUUGAGAUAUUGGGUCAUUCUAAGAGUUUUGAGAGAACAAAACAGCUCGUUGAUGAGGUUGUGAAUGCGAUAAAGACUGGAGUUGAUCCGAUACCGGCCAAUGGUGGGCUCGGGGGUGCUUAUUAUUUCAGAAACAGUAAAGGUGAGAGUGUGGCGAUAGUAAAACCCACUGAUGAAGAACCCUUUGCCCCAAACAACCCGAAAGGGUUUGUGGGUAAAGCUCUGGGUCAACCUGGGUUGAAACGUUCGGUUCGGGUUGGUGAAACGGGUUUCAGAGAGGUGGCUGCUUACCUCCUCGACCGUGAUCACUUUGCUAAUGUCCCUCCCACUGCAUUGGUCAAAAUUACUCACUCAAUUUUUAAUGUUAAUGAUGGUGUAAGUGGAAAUAACAGCAGUAGCAACAAGAUUCGAAGGAAGAAACAGCUUUUUAGCAAGAUUGCUUCGCUUCAGCAGUUCAUGCCUCAUGAUUUUGAUGCAAGUGACCAUGGAACCUCGAGCUUUCCUGUGUCUGCUGUUCAUCGUAUUGGUAUAUUAGAUAUAAGAAUUUUUAACACGGACCGUCAUGCUGGAAAUCUACUAGUUAGAAAGGUUAACAAUGAUGGUGGUGCAAGAUUCAGUGACGUUGAGCUCAUACCCAUUGAUCAUGGCUUGUGUUUACCCGAAAGUUUGGAGGACCCAUAUUUUGAGUGGAUCCAUUGGCCACAAGCUUCAAUUCCUUUUUCAGAGGAUGAGCUCGACUACAUUGAGAAUCUCAACCCCUAUGAUGACAUAGAUAUGUUAAAAAGUGAACUUCCAAUGAUAAGGGAGGCCUGCUUACGGGUUUUGGUUCUCUGCACGAUUUUCCUAAAACAAGCUGCUUCUUAUGGCUUGUGUUUAUCUGAGAUUGGUGAGAUGAUGAGCCGGGAAUUUCGACGUGGUGAAGAGGAACCGAGUGAGCUCGAGGUGUUAUGUAUGGAUGCUAGGAGAAUUGUGGCCGAAAAGGAGAGGGAGAGGACGGUUUUGUCCCCGAAAGCCGGGGCAGAAGAAGACACAUUCCAAUUUGAAAUCGACUAUGAUGAUUCGGCCUUUGACUUCACUCCAAAAUUAUCAAAUGGAAACCUUGUAAACACUGCACUUCCAUUCCAAUUUGGGUUUGGGCGAAACCCUCUUUCUAAACUUGAAGAAACCAUCGAGGAAGAUGAAGAAAGUGAAGAGGAAAGGGAAGAUGUCACACUUCCUGCGUCUGAGGUGGUACCUUCUGUUUCAAAGCUAUCGGUUUCGUUAAAGAACUGCAUUGUAGGUGAUGGUGGUAAGAAGACAAAUGCAGGAAAUAACAAUUAUGUAGCAGUGAAUUCAUCUUCUGGGCACAGGAGUGCAAAUGAGCUACUGCCAGCUGGUGCAAGUUUCGUGAAGUUGGCUGACAUGGACGACGAAGAAUGGUUUCUGUUUCUAGAGAAGUUUCAAGAUCUGCUUAACAUUGCAUUUGAAAAGCGUAAGGUCAUCACAAUGGGGAAGAGGCAGAGACAGAGGCUUGGGACUUCUUGCCAGUUUUGAGAGAGAGUUAUGUAUGAGAUAGGAUUCGGAGGUAUAGCUCAAACUGGAUUGCUAUGUUACCGGUUACAUGAGUUUGACUUUUGAAUAAGUAUGUUUAGGGUUUCGGCAGUAGGGUUUCGGUUUCUUUUAGCUGAAAGGUAGAGAAAUGGGCACGUUCUGUAAAUAUUCAUGAAGGGAUGCCUUUAGUUGGUGAGGAUUUGGAUCAGACUUUAGCUCUAUUGUUUAUUAAUUUUUUACCUGCAUUUCUCUUUCACCUCUUGGUGACUUUGUUUAUAAAUAAUAUUUGACUUGAAAGUUUGAUAGUA